This is a messenger RNA of Lineus longissimus, 2084 nucleotides long. Its product is annotated as probable cytochrome P450 CYP44. Lineage: Eukaryota; Metazoa; Nemertea; Pilidiophora; Heteronemertea; Lineidae. Bases 1 to 1569 code for a protein of 522 amino acids. The transcript has 9 exons. Gene Ontology annotation, molecular function: heme binding; oxidoreductase activity, acting on paired donors, with incorporation or reduction of molecular oxygen; iron ion binding. The record is from RefSeq and is a predicted model, not a curated record.
AUGUUGUCAAAAGCGGGCGGCUCAGGUUCCCUUCUUCUGAAAGUUAGGAGAAGUUUUCCUCGAAACUCUAGCUUUGGAAAAUUACCCGUAGCUUCAAGCAGUACAACUGCAGCUACAUUUAACUCGGCCCAGGACUCCAGUGCCAAAAGGUUUGAUGAAAUUCCUGGUCCGAAGGGACUUCCAUUUAUCGGGACAUUAUUGGACUACAGAAUCGGACAAUACCGGCCAACAACUUUCCACAAGGCCCUCCUCGACCGACAUAAACAAUAUGGGAAAAUAUUCAAGCAGAAAAUUAUGGGUCGCACGACUGUUCAUUUGUUGGACCCGGAGUUCUAUAGAGUCUGGUUCCAGUCGGAGGACAAAACGCCCCACAUUGUUCCACUACUCGAGCCGGUGAAGAUCUACCGAAAGAAACGAAAUUUUGCCGCUGGGUUGGGGAACAGUAAUGGCGAGGAAUGGUACAAAGUUCGCAGUGCCAUUCAACAGCUGAUGAUGAGGCCGAAAGAAGUGACCGAGUUCUUCCACAUGGCUGAAGGAGUCGCCACUGACUUCCUCGAGAGGAUCAGAAGAAUACGAGACAAAAACGGUGAAGUUGGAAACUUCUUAAACGAGGCAAAGAAAUGGACACUUGAAACUUCAUCAAUGACAUGCUUUGAAAAAAGACUUGGUGCACUGGAAUGUCAGCCAGGCUCUGAGCUCCAGAAAACAAUUGAUAUCAAUGCCGCUAGCUUGGAUCUUUCUACCAAAUUGUAUUUCUCACUGCCCAUUUACAAGUACUUUAGUACUCCGGCGUGGCGGGACUUAAUCGACAAACAAGACUCCUUUCACGGUAAAGCAAAGGAGCUAGUCGAUGCCACCACGACGAAGAUACAGGAUUUGAUGAAAAAGGGUGAAUUAAAGGAUGGCCAGUAUGGCUUUAUGACGUAUCUGUUGUCGAGGAAAGACUUGGAGUACAAGGACGCCGUUAUCAUAGCUCUCUCCUUAAUCGGGGACGGGCUUAUUACGACCUCUCCAGCUACAGUGGGGCAGCUUUACUGCUUGGCGACGAACCCGGCAAAACAGGAGAAGCUGUAUGAAGAGGUUUGCAGGGAGGCCCCAAAAGGGGAGCCACUCACAUCUGAGCGGAUCAACAGGAUGCCGUAUCUCAAGGCUUGUGUCAAAGAAGCAUUCAGGUUUUUCCCGACGGGACCUGAUGUUAAAAGAGUGGUCAUGAAAGACACUAUGAUUGGUGGAUAUACCAUACCUAAAGGGACAAAUCUUGAAAUGAACAACUUUGCUCUCCUGCGAUCGAGCGAAUAUUUCGAUGAUCCUGAAGACUACCUGCCGGAGAGAUGGUUGCGAGGCGAAUCAGCCCAUAACAUCCACCCCUAUCUACUCACACCGUUUGGGUAUGGGACUCGCAUGUGUCCAGGUCGUCGCUUUGCGGAACAAGAUAUGUACAUCAUCAUUACAAAACUGAUUCAAAACUUCAAAAUUCGAUGGAACUCAAAGGAGGUAUUGUCACAGGAGUACAAAAUGGUGUUCAUUCCGGACAGACCCGCCACAUUUGCGUUUCUUGACAGAGAAUAGACGUUUGGUCGUCAUCUCCGGGGGCGGCCCUUGAUCGAGACCGUCCUCCGCGCUGUGUAGCGCCACCAGAGACGUGUCAUCAAUCUAGUCUGGGUUUUGAGGUCAUUACGUACAUGUAUACGUUCCCCAAGCGAAAAUCAGCGCCGCCUAUUGCCGUGUUAAACCAAUGAUUUGAACAUCGGUAAGAUUGAGCGAGAUAUCACACAUUCUUUAUGAAUGCAAAAUACUAUCGUGAAAAUUUUGGGAAGGAGCAAAACCUAUUUAUAUUCGGCACAGCUAGACCAAGCUUCAUGAUUAUCAUGACGGGUUGAGACGUGCACCGUCGAAUCUUAGGGCGCCGCCUUGAUCGGGCUCUGACUCAUUCUUGCCAGACUGAUCAUUGGCAUUACGAAACUGAUCAUAAUAGGAGUGGGAGAGGUUGAAUGACUAUAAUGUUAAAUCGUGAUUCUUAGGAAGACAAAAACGCUACUGUACGACUCAAACAAAUUUCUUCACAACUUCAUCCCUUCUUUUCG